Molecule: messenger RNA, 3875 nt
Organism: Macaca mulatta (Rhesus monkey)
Lineage: Eukaryota; Metazoa; Chordata; Mammalia; Primates; Cercopithecidae
Source: RefSeq, a predicted model, not a curated record
GGCGGCCGGGGGCGGGGCGGUAGGAGCAGCGCUCCGAAGCGGGAGGGAGAUCCGCCGCGGAGUUACGGGAAAGUUGGUCCGAGUUCCCAGAGUUUCCCUCUGUGGUUCCUUAGGCUCGGCCAGCCGGUGCCCGGUCUCCUUUCCUCCUUUCGGCCUUCGCAGUCCACCAGGUCCCUCUCUCUGCCCCCGGCCGCCAUGGAGCAGCCGCCGGCGCCUAAGAGUAAACUAAAAAAGCUGAGUGAAGACAGUUUGACUAAACAGCCUGAAGAAGUUUUUGAUGUAUUAGAGAAGCUUGGAGAAGGGUCUUAUGGAAGUGUAUUUAAAGCAAUACACAAGGAAUCUGGUCAAGUUGUCGCAAUUAAACAAGUGCCUGUUGAAUCAGAUCUUCAGGAAAUAAUCAAAGAAAUUUCCAUAAUGCAGCAGUGUGACAGCCCAUAUGUUGUAAAGUACUAUGGCAGUUAUUUUAAGAAUACAGACCUCUGGAUUGUUAUGGAGUACUGUGGCGCUGGCUCUGUCUCAGACAUAAUUAGAUUACGAAACAAGACAUUAACAGAAGAUGAAAUUGCAACCAUUCUUAAAUCUACAUUGAAAGGACUAGAAUAUUUGCAUUUUAUGAGAAAAAUACACAGAGAUAUAAAAGCUGGAAAUAUUCUCCUCAAUACAGAAGGACAUGCAAAAUUGGCAGAUUUUGGAGUGGCUGGUCAGUUAACAGAUACAAUGGCAAAACGCAAUACUGUAAUAGGAACUCCAUUUUGGAUGGCUCCUGAGGUGAUUCAAGAAAUAGGCUAUAACUGUGUGGCCGACAUCUGGUCCCUCGGCAUUACUUCCAUAGAAAUGGCUGAAGGAAAACCUCCUUAUGCUGAUAUACAUCCAAUGAGGGCUAUUUUUAUGAUUCCCACAAAUCCACCACCAACAUUCAGAAAGCCAGAACUUUGGUCCGAUGAUUUCACUGAUUUUGUUAAAAAGUGUUUGGUGAAGAAUCCUGAGCAGAGAGCUACUGCAACACAACUUUUACAGCAUCCUUUUAUCAAGAAUGCAAAACCUGUAUCAAUAUUAAGAGACCUGAUCACAGAAGCUAUGGAGAUCAAAGCUAAAAGACAUGAGGAACAGCAACGAGAACUGGAAGAGGAAGAAGAAAAUUCGGAUGAAGAUGAGCUGGAUUCCCACACCAUGGUGAAGACUAGUGUGGAGAGUGUGGGCACCAUGCGGGCCACAAGCACGAUGAGUGAAGGGGCCCAGACCAUGAUUGAACAUAAUAGCACCAUGUUGGAAUCCGACUUGGGGACCAUGGUGAUAAACAGUGAGGAUGAGGAAGAAGAAGAUGGAACUAUGAAAAGAAAUGCAACCUCACCACAAGUACAAAGACCAUCUUUCAUGGACUACUUUGAUAAGCAAGACUUCAAGAAUAAGAGUCACGAAAACUGUAAUCAGAACAUGCAUGAACCCUUCCCUUUGUCCAAAAACGUUUUUCCUGAUAACUGGAAAGUUCCUCAAGAUGGAGACUUUGACUUUGUCUCAUUCUUGUAGAGAGAGGAGGAAGGACAAGAGAGGCAGAGGUCAUCAUCUGAACGAACGUGGUUAUCUGAAGGUAGUGGGUCUCACUCGGGCAUAAUCUGGUUCUAACUGCUACAAAAUGUCUCUGACAAUGUGAUGUUCAUGUGGUUGGAAUAUGUGGUUUUCUUGGGAUGAUAGCUUUAUCUUGGCUCCCUUUAUCACUGAGCUCUUCCUCAGAAAUGGGUAGCUAUAUCUCCUCUCUGUUCCGUAAGUUCAAACUCCUCCCCCUCUCUAGGUAGGGCAUUAAUGUGUUUGAUCAGCAGCCCUUGCUUCUUCCCCAGCCUCUGGUUCUCUCACAUGAGCCAUGGGAGUCAGUGGUGUUCUUUCUAGGAUCUCAGGGAAUUAGUGGGUAGAUAGGGGAAAUGUGAGAGGUACUCUUUACUUCUCCCUCGCCCCCCAGGUAUACUAUUUCUGUGGCCCUAUUAGGUCUGCUGCUGCAGGCUGCUCUACCAAGCCUCCCAUCUUCAGAAAUCUCUAGAUAAGAAGUAGACAAGUUUCUAGGCCAAUAUAUUUUUCCCUACUUCUAGGGACAUAUGCCAGGUCAUCUAUGAACACUUCACCAGGCUAAAUUCUACUCCACUGACAGCACCAGAGCAGGUUUGAAGGUUCUUUAUUCAGUAUUCAGUCAAGCUGGAAAGUGAGAUGUCAGUCUCUUCUUCUUGCAGGAAACCACAACGUGUCUUUGAUGGAAUAUCUUGAUACUGUGCAACGUGGCUUGAGUGAGGAAGCUGCUAUGACAAAAACUGCCCCCCAGUGCUCCUGAUGUACCCUUGCCCUCUUAUGUAGGCUGGGUGAUGAUUUGGGAGUGGUGGGGCUCAUUCAACCUCUGAGUAAACUCAAGGUCAGCGAUUUGGCCCCAUUUGGUUGGUGGCCGUCUUCAAGAUAGGUGGUGCUUGUACAUUAUUUUUGUCUUUGUUGUGAGCCUUAGUCUCACAAUUCAGGGGACAGUUAAAAACUUUCAGUCAGCAUUCUUCUGUAAAAAUAAACAUUACUGACGUGACUGACAUUUUAGAGCAUUUCAUGUUUCUUUCUCUACAGAAAUAUUUUAGUUUAUUUGUUCCUUCAUUCAUCAUUUAUUCAGUAAACAUUUUUUUGUGACAGCCUUGUUGCAUGCCAAGCACUAGGCACUGCCAACUUAAGCAAAUUGCUGCUCUGGAGGAGCAUUUAGGUAUAGACAUAUGAACACUUAAUUAUUUUACCCGUAGAUAAAUUGGCCAGACACCACUGAUCUGGAAAAUCAGGUUGUAGUGAAAAUAACCAGACUUAGAAAUAAAACCAUGAAAGUGAAAAUAUGAAAUUUUAAUAUAAGUUAUUUUUUAUUGAACAGCAAUGUCUAACAUUCAGAAUUCAUACUAUCUAAGGUUACAGAAUUUCCGGUUGCCCUGGGUACAUAGGAUCAUGUAAUCACAUGGACCAGACUAAGAAUUCUUAUAGAUCAUUUACUUAAAGAUUUAAAGUUUCUUCAAGGAAGAAAUUUAAGACAAUAAUGUCUAUUUUUACCAACUUUUGGUAAGAAAUUUUUAGCUUCAUACUAAUAUUUUAUUAAGUGGAUACUGCUCACAUGUGGCACAUAUUGUUUAUAUGUUUAGUUCUUUGUGUCAUCUAAAAUUCUAAAAUGAGACUUCUUCAAAAGUUAUAACUAUCUUGUGUCUCCAAAGUAGUAUUUUAUACUUUGUCUAUUUGCCUUAUACAAGUUGAGUCUAAGGCUUAACUGUGAAACAGAAUUCAUGCUAAGGAACUUAGAACAAUUCAGACCAAUCAAUUACUAGAGUCUCUAUUUAUUGUUUUAUUGUUCUGAAAGUAAAAAACAAAUUAUAUCUAGAUUACAAGCUAAAGGUUGUUUUAAAACAUUAUGCAAGUGGGAUUUUUUUCACUUCAGUUUCUGUUUCGUAACUAAAACAUUAAAACAGUACCACUGGCAACAAUUUAAUGCAUAACCUCUAACUUAAAUGAAUAUUUCUUUAAAGUUACCUUCAUUUUGUAAUUUAAGGAAAACCUGUUUUAUAUUAAUAUUUAAAACAAGCAUUGAAAAAUAAAACCAGUUUCUGAGAAUAGGGGAAGUAUUUUUAAAACACUUGAGCUUCUCUCUUCAGGUUCUAUGUUCUGUGUUCAGAUUGGUAAUAUAUUUCCAGGAGAAAGUGGAUGGUAUUUAUACACCCAUAUAUUUCCAUAAGUCAUUUUUAGGCAACUGAUUUUAAUUCAUGAUAAAUUAUAAAAUGAAUUAGUAACAAUAUAAGAGAAGGCAUUCAGGAAACAUACCAGUUCAUACUCAAUUUCAUAUUGAUGUACUUAAUAUAUUUAGCUUCUUGUAUUUAGGAUAA